CUUCCCUGCCGUUUGUUUCCCGAUCUCUUUCUCUCUAUUUCCACACCCACGAUCUGCCUUCGUUGCAACUCAAAAUCAUCACCAUCUCUCUCUCUUUCUCUCUCUCUUCUAAUAAAAAAAACUAAAAAGGAAAUAUAAAGACGUCUUUCUCUCUCUCUUCGUUGUGCAUGCAUUACUCAUGUGACCAUCAUGACAAUAGCAGAAACCAAACAUCAUUGAAACAACUACAGCAAAACCAGAAAGAAGAAGAAGAAGAAAAGGAGGAAGAAGAUGAAGUUGAGAAGGUUAGGUUCUGAGAAGGAAGAAAGUGGGCCUUUUGAUGGUAAUCAGAUGAUCAGGACCGUCGUCGUUGGUGUGAAACUCGACCCUCCCAGCCGGGAAUUGCUUACUUGGGCUCUUGUCAAAGUAGCCCAACCAGGAGACAGAGUCAUUGCUCUCCAUAUCCUCCCCAACACAGAGGUGUUGGACCAAAAUGGUAAAUCUUCGCUUCUCUCCCUCGUUAAAGCGUUUGAGUCUGUUCUCUCUGUCUAUGAAGGGUUCUGCAACUUGAAACAGCAGAUCGAUCUCAAGCUCAAGAUCUGUCGGGGCACAGCCAUCCGCAAGAUUUUAGUACAAGAGGCAAAAUCAUUCACGGCCACUACGAUCAUCGUCGGGACGACGAGGAACCACCGAGCGCUUGGGCUUUCUACUUCAACUGCCAAAUACUGCGCGAAGAAACUUCCUCUUGAUUGUUCAGUUUUGGCGGUGAAUAAUGGGAAGGUGGUGUUUCAAAGGAAAUCGACGCCUGCUGUUGCCUUGAAGGAGUCGAGAAAUGACGCGAACAAUCGGUACCGGCCGACUAGUUUAUUGAGUGUAUUCCAUAGAACCUUGAGCAAGAAUUGCACGGCCUCAAAUAGCAGAGCUCUGGCACUUCCAUGGACGGUGGAAGAUAGUAGUGGGAAGAGUGGCAAUCAGGAAGCUUGCCACGAUCAGGGCUCGAAAUCGAACUGCGGCGGAAUCACCAUUGAUAAGAAUUCAUCACAUGGGUUGAAAUCAGCGAGUCGAAAGUGUUCGGUUUGUGCUACUGACUCUGUGUCCAGCUCAAAAGAAGGCGGCAAUGAUUCCUUGGCUCUGGUUCCUGCGAAGACUGUAGAUGCUGGCUCGACCACCGUCUCACUCAUGAUGCGUCAAUUGCCCGAGUUGAAGCCCGGUUGGCCCCUCCUCCGACAGACGAUCUUGCCCGAAAGGCAAACUUUGGAUAGAUCCAAGGUUAGACAGAUCUCCGUAGUCCAGUGGGCAUUGCGGCUGCCCACCCGGCAUUCCACAGCAGCAAUUCAUCCAGAUCACAAGCCUAUGAACGCCGGCGGCAUGACUGCAACAACCAUGGGUACUGUUGGGGACAGACCCAAUUUGGAUGGAGAGAGUGGGGCGAUCGUUCUGGUAGGAAACACAGCCUCUCCUCCAGCAGAUGAUGGUGGGUCAGAAAUCUUGCCGAAGGAAUUGGAGUCACUUCAGGAGAAGUAUUCAUCUAUGUGCAGAUUGUUCAGCUAUCGGGAACUCCUGUUGGCAACAUCCAACUUCUCCUCAGACAUGUUGAUUGGGAAGGGAGGCAGUAGCCAGGUUUACAAGGGGUGUCUUCCUGACGGUAAAGAACUGGCAGUGAAGAUCUUGAAAUCAUCUGAAGACAUGUUAAAAGAAUUUGUUUUGGAAAUUGAGAUCAUCACUACCUUACAUCACAAGAACAUAAUCUCCUUGUUUGGAUUCUGUUAUGAGAAAAACAAACUCAUCCUGGUUUACGAUUUCCUACCGAAAGGGAGUUUGGAAGAAAACCUUCAUGGGAAAAAAGAUCAUGUUGUCCUCAGUUGGGAUGAGAGAUAUAAGAUUGCUAUCAAUGUAGCUGAGGCACUUGAUUAUCUACAUAGCCGCAGUGCUCAGUCCGUUAUCCAUAGGGAUGUGAAAUCAUCGAACAUCCUUCUGGCUGAUGAUUUUGAGCCACAGCUAUCCGAUUUCGGACUCGCUACCUGGGCAUCGAUGUCCUCAUCACAUAUAACAUGCAGAGAUGUUGCAGGGACAUUUGGAUAUUUGGCUCCUGAAUAUUUCAUGUAUGGGAAGGUAAAUGAGAAAAUCGAUGUGUACAGUUUCGGCGUUGUACUCCUUGAACUUCUUUCAGGGAGAAAGCCCAUCAACAAUGAGUAUCCAAAGGGCCAAGAGAGCUUGGUCAUGUGGGCCAAGCCAAUUCUACAAAGCGAGAAAGUCAUGCAGUUGUUGGAUCCGAGUUUGGGCGAUACAUAUGAUAAUGAUCAAAUGGAGAAGAUGGUCAUGGCGGCUUCCCUCUGUAUCAGACGUGAACCUCGGUUUCGGCCUCGGAUGGGCCUUAUCUUGAAGCUACUUCAAGGGGAUGAUGAAGUAACCAAGUGGGCCAGAUCACAGGUUAACACUUCAGAGGUGUUUGAUGAAAUGGAUGAUGAAGCAUAUUCAGCACUGAACAUCCAGUCCCACCUCAACCUUGCCUUGCUUGAUGUAGACGAAGAUGCGCUUUCCGUCAGCAGCAUCGAGCAGGGCAUAAAUUACAUAACUGCAAACAAGUCCUUGGAGGAUUACUUGAGGGGGAGAUGGAGCCGUUCAUCAAGCUUGGACUGACCAUUCUUGGUGGGACACACAUAACUUUUGAUUUUUGUAUAGUAUUUCUGAUCUACUCGAUUUUGUUCGGUUUGUCUAUUGAAGAUGUCUUGGAAGAGAGGUUGUUGUGAGUCAGUGCCCUCCUCCAUGACUGGGUGUGAUUCAAGAAACCUGGUUUGAUGCUUCUUGAUCAAAGGUUGAGAUAGAAAUCAUCAGAUUUGAAUGGUGGAUUUGUGUUGUUGUAGAAAUGCUGUUGUUUUAUAACAUCUCAUAAGGCGAGGCCUGAUUUCUUGUAGGCCGUAACCAUUGAUUGGGUAUUGUAAUACAAAGACUGGUGAAAGAGCCUGUAAUUUGUUUCUUCUUAAUGUAGCUUUGAACUGGGACUAUUAAUCUGC
Messenger RNA from Magnolia sinica, 2993 nucleotides. RefSeq names its product protein kinase STUNTED. Gene Ontology annotation, molecular function: ATP binding; protein kinase activity. The coding region runs from base 271 to 2619 and encodes 782 amino acids. The transcript is spliced from 11 exons. The record is from RefSeq and is a predicted model, not a curated record. Lineage: Eukaryota; Viridiplantae; Streptophyta; Magnoliopsida; Magnoliales; Magnoliaceae. Gene Ontology annotation, biological process: protein phosphorylation.